Messenger RNA from Drosophila grimshawi, 2671 nucleotides. RefSeq names its product chitin deacetylase 1 (gene serp). Lineage: Eukaryota; Metazoa; Arthropoda; Insecta; Diptera; Drosophilidae. Gene Ontology annotation, molecular function: protein binding; hydrolase activity, acting on carbon-nitrogen (but not peptide) bonds; chitin binding. The transcript is spliced from 4 exons. The coding region runs from base 526 to 2145 and encodes 539 amino acids. The record is from RefSeq and is a predicted model, not a curated record. Gene Ontology annotation, biological process: carbohydrate metabolic process. Gene Ontology annotation, cellular component: extracellular region.
CUCUCUUUCUGAGGCGACAGUCAAGUCACGAGCGUAUUUUGAACGGCAUUUGUGCAACCAAACGACAAAAGCCGUUUUAAAGCUCAGACUCGGUGUGGAACGUGUUGCUGUUGCCCCUACCGCUAAUACUGGUUGUGUGUGUGUGUGGUGGUUGUGUUUGAACUGUUCGAAAGCUCGCAAACGCUUUCCAAAACCCACCACGGCGUCCAACUGCAAAUCAACGGCAAGAGCGUCGCCGACGUCGCCGCUCGCCCGUCGCGUGUAAUAAAAGAAGCAAAUUUGAGUUGGUUUUGGGGCUUUGGCGUCAGCUUCGAGAAAUUGUGCGCGACAUCGUAGCCAACAGUGUAAAUGGAGCUUUGAUAGCGAACGGAAGGACAAAACUGCUACUGCUGCUCUAUUUGAUCUCAAGCCGAGUGUUUUGAACAUAGUGUUUUCUUUAUAAAAAAAAAAUAUAUAGAAAAAACUAAAGAUAAUAAAACAGAAAUAGUGCGUGUGAAAUAAUCAUCAGAAUAGACGGCAAACAAAAUGGCAAAAAUUUUUAUAGUUUUUGCCGUUUUGGCUUUGGCGGCCAUUGGGGCAGCCAAUGCUGAAGUAGUGCGUGUCAAGCGUCAGGCGACAACCGAGGAGCCCAAGAAGGAGGAAUCCUUCGAGAAGGAGCUGUGCAAGGAUAAAGAUGCCGGCGAGUGGUUCCGUUUGGUGGCUGGCGAAGGCGACAAUUGUCGCGAUGUCAUUCAGUGCACCUCAUCGGGCCUGCAAGCGAUUCGUUGCCCAGCCGGUUUGUACUUCGACAUUGAGAAGCAGACCUGCGACUGGAAGGAGUCCGUGAAGAACUGCAAGAGCAAGAAUAAGGAGCGUCGUGUGAAGCCUCUGCUGCACACAGAUGAGCCACUCUGCCAGGAUGGUUUCCUCGCCUGCGGCGAUGGCAACUGCAUUGAGCGUGGUCUCUUCUGCAACGGCGACAAGGAUUGCUCAGAUGGCUCCGAUGAGAAUACUUGCGACAUCGAUAACGAUCCGAAUCGUGCACCACCCUGUGAUCCUGCCGUGUGCGUGCUGCCUGACUGCUUCUGUUCGGAGGAUGGCACCUCGAUACCCGGAGAUUUGCCCGCUAAGGAUGUGCCCAUGAUGAUCACUAUAACGUUCGAUGAUGCCAUCAACAACAACAACAUUGAACUGUACAAGGAGAUAUUCAAGAAUCGCAAGAAUCCCAAUGGCUGCGACAUCAAGGCCACCUAUUUCGUAUCGCACAAGUACACCAACUACUCCGCCGUGCAGGAGACAUCACGUAAGGGUCACGAGAUCGCUGUGCACUCGAUAACCCACAACGACGAGGAGCGUUUCUGGUCGAAUGCCACCGUUGAUGAUUGGGCCAAGGAAAUGGCCGGCAUGAGAAUUAUUACGGAGAAAUAUGCGAAUAUUACGGACAAUUCGGUUGUGGGUGUGCGUGCACCUUAUCUCCGCGUGGGUGGCAACAAUCAGUUCACCAUGAUGGAGGAGCAGGCGUUCCUCUAUGACUCGACCAUAACGGCACCGCUAUCGAACCCACCACUGUGGCCAUAUACAAUGUACUUCCGCAUGCCACAUCGCUGCCACGGCAAUCUGCAGAGCUGCCCGACGAGAUCGCAUGCCGUGUGGGAGAUGGUCAUGAAUGAGCUGGAUCGUCGCGAGGAUCCUGCCAAUGAUGAGUAUCUGCCCGGCUGUGCCAUGGUUGACUCCUGCUCGAAUAUCUUGACGGGCGAUCAGUUCUACAAUUUCCUCAAUCACAAUUUCGAUCGUCAUUACGAUCAGAAUCGUGCUCCUCUGGGUCUGUACUUCCAUGCCGCCUGGCUGAAGAACAAUCCCGAAUUCUUGGAUGCCUUCCUUUACUGGAUCGAUGAGAUCCUGGCCAAUCACAAUGAUGUCUACUUUGUGACCAUGACACAGGUGAUACAGUGGAUGCAAAAUCCACGCACAAUUAGCGAGGUCAAGAACUUCGAGCCCUGGAGGGAGAAGUGUACCGUUGAGGGCAAGCCAGCCUGCUGGGUGCCAAAUACCUGCAAGCUGACCUCCAAGGAGGUUCCCGGGGAGACCAUCAAUCUGCAGACCUGUGUCCGAUGCCCCAAUAACUACCCAUGGGUCAAUGAUCCCACCGGCGAUGGUUUCUUCUAAGUCAGCGUACAAGAGAGAUAAAGAGAGUGAGAGCAAAAGCGAGUGUGAGUAAGAGUGAAAGAGAGAGCGAAAGCGCAUUAGCAUCCAAGCAGCCCCAAUCCAAAUUCCUACAGUCAUCUAAAAUACUCGACUUUUAUUAUUCCCAUAUACUCAAGACUUUUUUUAUUGUACUUAUAUUUUUUGACUGUGCCGCGUUAACAAACAAAAAAAUAAAACGUUAAAAAAACAACGCGCGCCGGCUAAGUCUGCUGUGUUACGUUAUUGAAACAUAAUUAAAAACAAACAAAAACCAACAAAAAACAAAAAAGAACAAAAAAAAAACACAAAGAAAACAAUAAAAUUUACAAAGAGAAGAACAAGUAAACAAGAACAAAAACAAACAGCAAACAAAAGAAUAAAUUUUGUUUAUAUACUCAUUUUUGUAGUUUUACGUUAAUUUGUAUGUGUAUAUUUAAAAAUACCUAAUAAAGAAUAAAGUAAAACAAAAACGAAACGAAAAAAAACGACAAAUUUUAAAAGAAACAAA